AUGUGGAUGUGUGGACUAUUCGAUCAUCUGCUGGAAACAAGUUUCGAUGAGUUCCAGUGGCCACCAUAUGGUGUUAAUAUUUUGGUUGAGACUCGCCGAGCACUUCGUGGUAAGCCUGAUAGAGUUUCAAGGGAAAACAAUGUUAAAUCAUUCCGCCAGAUCGCACUUCCCAAGUGCCAUACGCCUAACAAAUCACUGGAAUUGCUCGUAAUGGUAAAGUCGUCUACAGCCAAUGUAAAGAGAGGACAAUUGGAGCGACUCACUGUACCCAGUCUUGUCGUAUGA
Cooperia oncophora is the source of this 285-nucleotide messenger RNA. Lineage: Eukaryota; Metazoa; Nematoda; Chromadorea; Rhabditida; Trichostrongylidae. The record is from the annotation of a GenBank genome assembly.